Messenger RNA from Guyanagaster necrorhizus, 1469 nucleotides. Its product is annotated as Clavaminate synthase-like protein. The record is from RefSeq and is a predicted model, not a curated record. The transcript is spliced from 5 exons. The coding region runs from base 150 to 1316 and encodes 388 amino acids. Lineage: Eukaryota; Fungi; Basidiomycota; Agaricomycetes; Agaricales; Physalacriaceae.
UUGCGCAACAAUGGUGGCAAGCAACGCCAUAGAUACGUUUGCAUACCACCCCUUCUCGUCCUAAGAAUUGAGAUACUCCCACGUAUUUGUACGACUUACGGAAGAUAAGACGUCCACUUCUGAUAUCCUGUCUAUCAUCAUACAUUACUAUGGCCACUGCUGCUGUUUUAUCUCCCACCCCUGCGGUUACUCCAGAAGGUCAAAGCAAUAAAGCCUUACCCGCAUGGAAAGUGCCAGCGACAACCAAGGAGCCUUUGGAUUGGGUUUUACUAGAAACCAUCGAUUUGAAUGACCUCAAUUCCAGUGAUCCGGCUGUCCGUGAAAGCCUCAUAUCCAGAUCUAAACAUGCCCUCUCGGUUGAUGGCUUUCUCUACGUUGUCGGUACCGGUGUCACGCAAGAAACUAUUGAACGACAGCUCGCCAUUACCCAGCACAUAAUUAAAGGCAUUGCAGAUGAAGAGAAAGCCGGAUAUACCGCCAAACUGUCUGAAGGCUCAUACCGUGGCCACAAGCCGAAGGGAAUCUGGUCUCGCCAAGGUGUCGUGGACAACAUUGAACACUACAACUUCGAAAGUCCGUCGUUCGAUGGCAAUAUCGAUCAGCAUCCGCCCUCUUUACGUCCCUAUCUCCCCGAGAUUCAAGCUUUCGCCGACUACACGUACAACCACAUAGUUCGUAAGAUACUAGAAAUCAUUUCGUUUGUCCUGGAGCUGCCUCCAAACGCUCUUUGGAAGCUCCACAGUCAAGAGGGUGUCAUUGGUGAUUCCUGCCAACGAUACAUGGGCUAUCAUCCGAGAAGUCAAGAAGACGAGGAGAAGACGAAGAACAUAUGGAGUAAGGGUCACACGGACUACAACACCAUCUCAUUGUUGUUUUCUCAACCUAUUGCCGCCCUUCAAAUUCUGACACCCAAUAACGAAUGGAAGUGGGUUCAACAUCGCGACGGCGCUGUUAUAGUAAACGUUGCGGAUGCACUGGACUUCUUGACUGGCGGUGUCUUGAAAGCAACACGGCACCGUGUCAUCCGUCCGCCUACUGAUCAAUCUGACAUCACUCGUCUAAUCCUUAUACACUUUGCCCGAGCGCGCGGGGAUCUUAUGCUUAAUCCUCUUUAUGAGUCGCCGAUUGUCAAGCGAAAUGGCGUACACGCUUUCCAAAACCGUCUCGACGCGGGGGAGCGAGCUCCCACUCAAGCUGAGUGGCUGGCUGAACGAAUUAAGCGGACCGGCCAUGAAAAAUACAUCGAGGUCAAGAAGCCUGGCGAUGGGAAGGUACAAGAGCAUGUUCUGGGACGGAAGGUGGACUACUACGUGUAAGGUCUGAUGGAGGCGUGCAAGACGUCCGGCGUUUUCGCCUGUUUUCAGCUUCAAAUUUGAAACGUAACGGGGCAGCUUGGAGUAUGUACCCCUCACUGUUGCAUCAGAUCGUGGUGACUGUUCAACCAAAUCCUAUAUGUACGCUAAAUAUAC